AUGCCUCCACCAACUGAACAUAACAAUCAAUCAAUAAAACCAGAUUUUAUCAGUCAUGAUAACUCAGUGGAAAUAGACUAUGAAGCACUACCUGAAUCUGCCACUUUGGGUGCACAACUAGCUGCUGGAGCAUUUGCAGGUAUAAUGGAGCAUUCAAUAAUGUUCCCAAUCGAUGCAAUAAAGACAAGAAUGCAAUCAAUGAAUUCCACAACAGUAUAUACAGGUGUCCUUAACGCUAUAACGAGGAUAAGCUCCACUGAAGGUUCCCUAGCGUUAUGGAAAGGUAUAAAUUCAAUGGUUUUAGGUGCUGGACCUGCUCAUGCUGUUUAUUUUGCAACUUAUGAAUUUGUAAAGAAAAAUUUAAUCAAAGAUGAUGAAUUAAAUAAUUUAAAUCCAGUUAAAACUGCAAUUGCAGGUAGUUGUGCUACAAUUGCAGCUGAUGCAUUAAUGAACCCUUUUGAUACAGUUAAACAAAGAAUGCAAUUAGGUUCUUCAAAUUAUUCAAUGUUUCAAUUGUCAAAAUUCAUGUAUAAAAAUGAAGGUUUUAAAAGUUUUUAUUAUAGUUAUCCAACAACUAUAAGUAUGAAUAUACCAUUUGCUGCUAUGAAUUUUAUGAUUUAUGAAAGUUCAACAAAAAUCUUAAACCCUUCAAAUAAUUAUGAUCCAAUUAUUCAUUGUUUUUGUGGUGGGUUAUCAGGUGCAACAGGUGCUGCAUUAACAACUCCAUUAGAUUGUAUUAAAACAUUAUUACAAAUUAGAGGUGAAUCUAAAAACCCAGAUGUUAGAAAUUCAAACACUUUGUUUAAAGCUGCUAAGAUCAUUUAUCAAUUGAAUGGAUGGAGUGGAUUUUGGAGAGGUUUAAAACCAAGAAUUAUUGCAAAUGUUCCUUCAACUGCUAUAUCUUGGACUGCAUAUGAAAUGGCUAAACAUUUCUUACUUGAUGAUUUAAAGAAAUGA
Messenger RNA from Hansenula anomala, 957 nucleotides. It is a transcript of the gene MRS3, whose product is annotated as Fe(2+) transporter. Gene Ontology annotation, biological process: iron import into the mitochondrion. Bases 1 to 957 code for a protein of 318 amino acids. Gene Ontology annotation, molecular function: ferrous iron transmembrane transporter activity. Gene Ontology annotation, cellular component: mitochondrial membrane. Lineage: Eukaryota; Fungi; Ascomycota; Saccharomycetes; Phaffomycetales; Wickerhamomycetaceae. The transcript has a single exon. The record is from RefSeq and is a predicted model, not a curated record.